GUAGUGCUGGUAGAGGUUUUUAUGACUUGUUGCUUAGCAACUUUUAUCAACAGCAGCAAAGCACUUUCCCUUUCCUUAACCUUGUUAAAGUUAGGCUUGGUCACCUCUAGCACUCAUCAGCAGAGGAAAAUUAUUUCUAAAGUAAGGUAAAGUUGCUGCUCAGAAUCUAUGAGCUGCAUCCAGGAUGAGCUAUUUCUUCUUAGCUCCUGAAUUGCCUUUGCCCUUUAGUCCUCUCUCUUCUCAAGCUUUUGAAGAAAUCCAACGCCAUGCCGGGGAAGCCUGGAGACGGGAGGCUCAAAGAGAGGCCAACUGUGCAACAACAUAUUCUGCUGGUUAUGGAAAAAAGGAGCUGGCUGAAUCCGCAAGGUGCAGAACCAAACCCUCCUCUCCUACCAGGAUAAAUAGACCUCAUCCACCAGAAGUGUUUAUGGUAAACCAGCUUCAUUAUAUACCUGGAUAUUACAACAGUGAUAAACAAACUGCUGCAGAUGACAAAGGCAAAUACUAUGAACAUCCAGGUUACAGAGAAGAUUCUAAAUAUGUCAGACAACAAGUAGUGUAUCAAAAUAUGUACUCUGGUGCUUCAAAGUCACAUCAGGCAGCUCAGAACUGGAUAAAACAUGCCAGUGAAAAUGAGGGCAGAAAUAUUGAGAAAAUGAAAAAUUUUGCAGCAGAAAGUCAGAAGAUGCAGACUAUACCACACAAGAAACAGCUGAGGUGGAGACCGCGAGGCAAUCUUUUCUCAAACGUAACUGAUUAUGCAGCCAGGGCCAUGGGAAAAAUAGAAGCACCUUUCCUAUAACAUAACCAGUUACCAAUUGACGCAGGAGCAGGAUUAAACACAAGACUGAGAAAGCAUGAUACAGCAUUGUCAUAUUCACUACGAGGUGCUCAAGGAUUAGAAUAUUUGUUCUAGGAAUACAACCAAGAAUUCUCCAGCUAAUUAGAAGUUUAUACCAGGGCUUGAUUUGCACUGAAGAUUGCUUUGAAUAAGAUAAUUCCUUCAUUACAGUGGUUCAGUAUUCUAUUCUAACUUCAUUUCAAAGUGUCAAGCUCUUGUUUUGAUAAGUAGUGCCCUCACCUCCAUGACUCUUGGCAAUUUGUCUGACCUUGGAGCUGUGUAGAUGUUUCCUCUCUCUCCAUCUCUCCUGUGCAUCUGAAUGUCUUAAUGGCAUUAUCGUUUUUUUAUGCUGAUCUUUACAAGACGUUGACAAAACAUACACGCUGUGUUGGAUGACAGAAAAAUUCACAUUAUUUCACCAAAAUGUACUAAAUGGGAAUUAAAGGCCAGAGUCUACCACCUUUACUCACACAAAGUAGCACCUUACUCCACAAUUAGUUCCACUGGUUUCAGUUGGGCUAUCUGUGGAGUCAGAUACUACUCAAUAUGAGUAAGGGUGGCAGAAUCUGGUUGUAAAUGAGAAUUUCAUAGCUCUUAAAGGGAUUAUGAUAAUCUAAUCUGAUCUAAUCUCCUUAUCAUUGACACUAUUUCUUUAUAAAUUACCUAAAGGCUAUCAUGAAUAAUUAGUCAGACUUUUACAAGGAAUGCUAGGAGGGACCUUUAUUAAAUUCUGUGUUGUGGCUGUCACAAGGCUUUCAUUUAUACACCCAACCUACAGUCUGAAGGAUCUCAAAGUACUUUAUAAGGAAAAUCAUACAAGUGAUAUUUAGGGAUCACUACUAAAAUACCUGUGGUGGAACACAGCAACUUUUUAACAGUACACAACAACGCUACACAUUAGCUUUAGGAAAGGAAGUGAAGAAUGCUGUAUUCAAUUAAAAUACAGGGGGAAUAUUUGGAAGGUAGAUAGAAUGUAGUUACAUAAAGUUCCAUUUGGCUAGCAAGUACAGAUUCUAUUUUUGCUCUUACAAUGCCUCAGAAGGUCAAGACCUUGCAUAUAUCUCAGCUGAAAGACAGCACUUUCAGCCGCACAGUAUGCCCCUGAAAAAUAUACUGGCGCAUUGGUCAUUAUUGAAUCAAAAGAAAAAGUGCCACAUCCUGAAUCAUGCAGCACCACUUCAAACAGUAUAUAAGUGCUUUGGAGGUCUCGCAUCCCAGUACUGAGCAGGUCCCACUCUGCUUAGCUUGUGAGAUUAGACAAGAUUCCAACACAAGGCAGUAUGGCUGAAGGCCAAAUAGUCAAUUAUUAAUUUCCUUACAUUUUCCUACUUUUGAUCAAGAAAGACAUAAAAUGUAACAACAACUGGAAUUACAAAAAAAUCGCAGAAUUUUCUCCUAGUUAAAACUGAAUAAAAUGUCUGUCUUACCUUUUUAUGUCUGUUACUUCUGUUGGGAAAACUUCCCUAUCCGCAUUUUUUAAAAAUCCUUAAAGUUAGAUAGAUUAGUUAACAAACCAAUGGAGGGGGAGAGGAAAAAAGAAAAGAAACCAGAGUAUAGCCAACCAUUUUUAAUUAGAGUAUAUUGUACUUCCAAACUGGAUACACUAGAAAUUGGCAAUGCAACAUAAGAUGCAAAAGAAUAUACCAGUUACUGUCAAAAUGACCCUGUACAGCCUUAUAAUGCAAAAAGCUUUAUACAAUACAAAUUUUUAUUAAUGUACACAAACCUUGACAGUGUGAUAUUUGAACAUAAUACAAGUAAAAAAGGACAGGAGAAAGAAAGAAAGUGCUGAGAACUUUAACUGAAUGGAAAAUCAAGUCAACCUUCAUUUAAGAAUGCAUAGUGAAAACGGCUAUGAAAUCAGCUUUGGGGUGGUGGACAUUUAUCAGAACUUUUAGUCUUUAACAGAUCAGAGAUAUCUAUGGAGAACUUCCUUUCCUUAGCUUUGAACUGCAAACCAAUUAUUGUAUAUGCCAGAGCUCUGAUAAGUACUGUAUAUUUUUCUUACCAAAAAUAAAACACCUCCAAAUACAUCUUUUCUCCCUCACUAGAAAGAAGUAAAUGUUUUUUUUUUUUCCCAAAGUGCUAAACAAAGUUGCUCAGUUAUAUCAAACGUUAUUGUAAUUCAAAUAAAGGUUUGGCAGAAAACUUAAACACAGGGGAUUAAUAUGCUGACAGCUUCAUAACACUCAUUCUUGGGUGUUCCAGCUUCUUAUAGUGCAAUUUGGUUUACAGAAAAUAUUCUUUAAACAUUCCUACUUCUUUGCUCUUAUACAUCGGUAGUUUAUUCACUGAUGCACAUGUGGGCUUUUUUCUUUUCUUUUUUUUUUUAAAGUGUCUGCUCUAUUGUAGUAGGGUCAGCCAGAAACACUGGGAAUGUAUUUUUGUAACAGUUGUAUUAACUGAAAUGCAGAUUGCAUAAUUCAGGGGGUAAAGAAACUCACCUUUUAACAGUUCUUAUUCUGAAUGAGUUAUUAAUGGAGAGCCCUACUCGGCACUCUCUGUUUUUGUCAAUACUCUCAAAGAAGGCAAAGAGGGUUUUGAUGAUGUAGGUGCAAUAAUGUGAUAAACAGGGCCUGAAUUGUUUGCCUUGCCUAUUAAUAGAUUUAGACAGAGAUUUAGAACAGAUGACUUAUAUUAAUAGCUUAGCUAGAAUAGCCACAUGCUCACAGGACCAAAAAUAUCUGAUGGAACUUAAACAAUUAGGUGGGAAAUACAUCCUCAUUAUUACUUUACUUUUAAAUUGGUAUAUUACAGCCUGCUAACAUGUUAGGUUCUCCUCAUUCAGUGUUUUCUCAUUGCAGACAGUUUCCAAUAUUUUAACAUGUAUUAAAAGGUGUGGAAACUUACAAAUGAGCUUAAUGACUUAAUGUCUUAGGUCCUGGCUCAGGAAAGCAUUUCACCAUAUGCUUAACUUUAAGUACAACAGAACUUAAGAAUAUGUUAAAAGUUAAAUAUAUGACUAAAAGCCUUCCUUGAACAAGGAAGCUUUUCUGAAUUGGGGCCUUACUUUGGUACAGUCCUAGACAGCAGGCCUGAUUCAGAGCCACUGAAGUUGUUAAGAGUCUCCCCACUGAUUUCAAGGAGAUUUGGAUUAGAUCCGUAACCCUGUGUGUGAGAGGAUGCUUUCAGAUAGGGAAGAUGUGGGGGUAGAAAAUUAAAUCUGAUUAGGGCCACUUCUUUUAAAGCUUGAUUGGGGGAAACCCUGAUGAACACAUGAUGAAACAAAGAUCUAGCCCAAAUGCCAAUACCAUGGAAAACAAUAACACAAUAAGAAAGCAUUCUUGUACAUCCACUAAUUUUAAGAGAGAAAUAAUUGUUAAAGGUUCAAUACUUUAUACUUCAAAUUUCAAUAGAAAGACUCUUUUACUCCUGACCUUUCUGUCUAUUUUGCACUGGAAACUGUUAUCUUAAGAAAUAGAGAUCUAUUAACAGGCAGCCAACAUUUUUUCCUCUCUCUUUAAGAUCACUGUUUGCUUUUUAAGAUUAACAAAGGUUAUACAACCAAUCCACUUUUGCUUCUUACUGCAAUAAAGUGCUACAUAUAAAUUUGUCAUUUUAAUGACCACAAAAUAAGAGCAUUAAAUAAGUAUAAAGUUAGCCUUCUAGCAGUGUACACUCUAUCAGCCAUUAACAAAAAGGAAUAAAAUAGUAUUAAUAACAUGGAGGUUAAUAUUGAUAGGACCACGUAAUUUGCAGAUACAACCAAAAAGCUGAGGGUAUAAAAAGAGAACUGUAUGAUUAAACAGCAUCUUUUCAUAUCUUUCUCUUUCAAAGAAGUUGCCGGU
Molecule: messenger RNA, 4629 nt
Organism: Gopherus evgoodei (Goodes thornscrub tortoise)
Lineage: Eukaryota; Metazoa; Chordata; Testudines; Testudinidae
Gene: C5H4orf51
Product: chromosome 5 C4orf51 homolog
Exons: 6
Coding region: 185-802 (205 amino acids)
Source: RefSeq, a predicted model, not a curated record